Penicillium malachiteum is the source of this 855-nucleotide messenger RNA. RefSeq names its product putative zinc knuckle nucleic acid binding protein (gene gisB). Gene Ontology annotation, cellular component: cytoplasm. The record is from RefSeq and is a predicted model, not a curated record. The transcript has 7 exons. Gene Ontology annotation, molecular function: zinc ion binding; translation regulator activity; mRNA binding. Bases 1 to 855 code for a protein of 284 amino acids. NCBI's taxonomy places the organism in Eukaryota, Fungi, Ascomycota, Eurotiomycetes, Eurotiales, Aspergillaceae. Gene Ontology annotation, biological process: positive regulation of cytoplasmic translation.
AUGCAAAAUUUCAGGCCCUCCAACUUUGGAACUCUUGGAAGACCUCGGUUUUCACACCAGUCUCUGAUCCCUAAAUUCGGAAUGAUGCUGUCCCGUCGUGCGUGCUACAAGUGUGGCAACAUUGGCCACUUUGCUGAGGUCUGCUCUUCCUCUGAGCGUCUCUGCUACAACUGCAAGCAGCCUGGCCACGAGUCUAGCGCCUGCCCCAGCCCUCGUACCACCGAGACUAAGCAGUGCUACAACUGCCAGGGUGUUGGCCAUGUCCAGGCUGACUGCCCCACUCUGCGCCUGAACGGCGGCAAUGGUCGCUGCUACAACUGUGGCCAGCCCGGUCACCUUGCCCGCAACUGCACUAACGCUGCCAACCCCGCCGGCGUCAGUGCUCCCCGUCCUACCGCUCCUCGUGGUAACUUCCAGGCUGGUUUCCGUGGUGCCUUCCAGGGUGGUGCCCGUACUGCCACCUGCUACAAGUGCGGUGGUCCCAACCACUUUGCCCGCGACUGCCAGGCUCAGGCUAUGAAGUGCUACGCCUGCGGCAAGCUCGGUCACAUCUCUCGUGACUGCACCUCUCCCAACGGUGGCCCUCUGAGCCAGGCCGGUAAGGUCUGCUACAAGUGUGGCCAGCCCGGUCACAUUUCCCGCGACUGCCCUGUCACCGCUGAGGCUUCUGCUUCCGGUGCUGCUGCCGCCGCUACUCCUGCUGCUCCCGCUGCUCCCGCCCCCGCUGCUGAGGCUGAGGCCGCCGCUCCUGCUGCUGCUCCCGCUGCCCCUGCUGCUGAGGUUGCCGCCGAGGCUGCCCCCGUUGCUCCCGUUGCUCCUGCGGCUCCUGCGGCUCCUACUACCGCUGCCGCUUAA